Molecule: messenger RNA, 3169 nt
Organism: Ceratina calcarata
Lineage: Eukaryota; Metazoa; Arthropoda; Insecta; Hymenoptera; Apidae
Product: serine/arginine repetitive matrix protein 1
Exons: 9
Coding region: 127-2982 (951 amino acids)
Biological process (GO): RNA processing
Cellular component (GO): nucleoplasm
Molecular function (GO): RNA binding
Source: RefSeq, a predicted model, not a curated record
CGGCCGCUGUGCGCUGUGCCAAUAGGAUCAUCGAAACCGGAGUUAUUCAGUCGACUUUUAGUCAAAGUAGAUGUUAAAACGAAGUGUACUGGGUGAGCCGUAUGCGACGUAUGCGACAUAACAAAUAUGGCUUAUCGAGGUGUGAAAGGAUCUGAUCCGUUCGUUUCAAAAACCUCGCGGAACGAACGUUUCGCGCAAAUGUCAAAGCAGGAGCAGAUCAUUCAACAGAAAAAGCUUGAAAUACAGGCGAAGAAACAGGAGCAGAGGGCGAAAGAGGCUGUGGAAAGCUUGAAAAAGACUACCACUUUAGCCCCGAAUUUGAUUGGGAACAAAACGAACUCUGUCAAGAAAGAAGAAGAAAAACCGACGUCCCAAACAAUUAAUCUGUUCGCGAACGAUGGUAGCUUCUUGGAUCAGUUCAAAAAGAUUGCUAGUAACAAGAGCACGAGGAAACCAGAGCCAGUGUUCACAUUGAAGUCUGACGACAGAAAGGAAGAAAAGAUCAAGGAAUCUAUGCAAGACAAAGAGAGGAGUAAUGACAGAAGGAAUGACAGAAGUAACGACAGAAGUAAAGAUUGGGAGAAUAGAAGAGAUCGCAAGAGAGACGAUUACCGUUGGGAGAAGAAUUCCGAUAAAAGACACAACUCUUCGUCCAGCCCGUCGCCGACGAGACGACAGACGUCCCAGAGUCCAGAAGCCAGACGUUCGUUUAAUCAAGUGAAUUCUAAUGGACAGCAUACUCCACACAACCAUCAGUUUCUUUCUCGAAACGGAAAUCCGUCUCCCAUUCCUCCAGCGUCUCAGCCACUGAUGCACCUCACAGGAGUACCGCCUCCCAACAUAAGGACCAACGUACCUCCCCCGGAUCUGUCGAAAAUGCCUCCUCCUAAAAAUAUGUGCAACGCUUAUCCCGGCCUGGACGACCGGUCCGGAGAUCCUAGAAUGCAAAUGUCUCAGCAGCACAUGAUUCGUCCACCGCCACCUCCGCCCCCGUUACCUGUUCAAUCUGUUCCGACAAACACCACUAUACCACCGCCAAACAUGCAUAUUUCUCGGACAGUACCGCCUAAUUUACAAAGUUUGCCACCUCCGCCAAUUCCGUUAGCACAGCCAGCGUCAUCGUUGCUCUUGUCAUCGCCCCCUCCACCGCCGCCGCUGUUAUCAUUACCAUCUUCCUCUUGCUCUACCUCUUCGUCUCCUGCCGCUCUACCUCCUCCGUUGACGUCGACGGCGUUGCAACACCCUCCCUCGUUGACGACCUCGUCCUCGUCGUCGUCGCCCGCGUUGCUCGUAUCCGCGGAUUCAUCCGGACGCCAAUGCGGCGUAGGACCUUCCGGUCCGUUGCAGCCGACGAAUUUACCACCCCCGAACAUUCCCCCGCCUAAUUUGUUACCGGGACUCGGGCAGCUCCCGAACAGAUUGCCCAUCCCGGCCUCGCAAACGAUGGUAGUCAGUGUGCCGAACGCUUCGAAUGUUCCCAAUGUCCCGCCACCGAACGUGAUGCCACCAGUGAUGAUGUCCGGGCCACCGCCGCCGGUCCGCCAAGUGGCGUCUAACAUAAAUUCCGUUCCACCGCCGAACCUGAACAUCCCGCCUCCUCCCUUGAUACAGAACACCGGUCCGCCGCCUUUGAUGUCGACCAGCUAUCCUCUUCCUAAUCAAGUCGCUCAGGUACCUAUGGGACCGCCUAAUCUGCAAGUGCCACCGCCGGCGAGGCCGAUCGCAGGUCUACGAGCCUCCGACCAGCUAGUGUGUCCCGUAGAGGCUGAGCAGCUGGCACGCAUGGUCGCCGACUGUGGAGACGAAAUCGAACAGGAAGCGCGAGAGAAGAACGCCCAAGAUCCUAAAUUAUGGUUUCUGCACCAAAAGCAAAGUGCAGCCUAUCUGCAGUACAGGGGCCUGGUGGCGAAAUUUCGCGCUGAGAAGUCCCUGAAGGAGAACAAGAACAGUGGCGCUGAACCGUACUGCCCGGAGGAAGCUCUCAGCGAUAACGAUGACAGCGAUCAAACUCCUGUACCUAACAAGAAUCUUCUAUCGCAAGAAAGGAAACGAGAAAGAGAAAGCGAUAACAAUUCGGAUCGAUUUAAAGAUGAGAAUAAAGAAGAGCGCAAAAGAAGAAGACGUAGCCGCUGGGGCGACCCGGACAAUAAAGUGCCCGUAGCGGAGAUGAACAGCGCAUUAACCGGUCCGAACAAGCAACAGAGCAACAGCCAUGUCUCGCAGUCAGGCGUUGCGAUUUCUGGUCAAUCGUCGGCUAUACUCCCGCCGGCGAAAAUGUCACGCGCGGAAUCGAAAAAUCCGAUGUUGACGAAAGUUUCGAGGAACGAUCCGGCUUUGAUACAAUAUGCUCGUCAAACGUUCGGCACGUUGGACCUGUCCGAGGAACAAUGGAAGAAAGCCGAAGAUCAUUACAAAAUAAAUCUCCUAUAUCAGAAUUUAUUGAAGAAACGGGAAGAAGUGAGACGCUUGGAAGCACAGGGGAAACAUAAAUACGAAUACGACAGCGAUGAGGAGACGGAAGGCGGUACUUGGGAGCACAAGCUCAGGUCCGCCGAAAUGGAGGCUACCCAAAUGUGGGCAGAAGAACUGACCGCUCAAGCGGAAGGGAAACACCAUAUCGGUGACUUUUUGCCGCCAGACGAGCUGAAAAAGUUCAUGGAACAAUAUAACGCGUUGAAACAAGGAAAAGAACCUGAUCUGAGCGAUUACAAGGAGUACAAGUUGAAGGAAGACAAUAUAGGAUUUCAAAUGCUGCAAAAGCUCGGUUGGAGCGAGGGACAAGGGUUGGGUAGCGAAGGGAACGGUCGUAUCGAACCUAUUAAUAAAGCGACCAAUAGAUUUGACAGUGCCGGGCUAGGUUCCGAGAGACCGGACGGUGUAUCUCGGGAUGACGACGAAUUCGAUGCUUACAGGAAAAGAAUGAUGCUCGCCUAUAGAUUUAGGCCUAAUCCUCUGAACAAUCCACGAAGACCGUACUAUUGAGGAAGUAGUGAUCGAUAGAUCGGCAUGUUGCGGCAUUAUGAAGAUUUUUUAUUUAGUUGGAAGACGGACUGUCGUUAUUUUGUAUAUUUGAAAAAUUCUGUAAAAGUACAAGUUUUCAUCUUACAUAUACUGUUGUAUGCUCGAAAACGCUCGAUAUAAUAUAACAAAUGAGAUUUCAAACUUGUAA